ACCCCACACCGCACCAUGGGGGCCGCCAUCUUGGAGCGUACCGAGUGGAAUGUCGGCCCGGGGGCCAAGCACAGAGCCCGCCUCCGCCGGAAGUGGGCGGACCACCUUGGGCGGUGCCCCCUGCCCGCGUCCCGCAGAUGGUGCGGCCCGGCCCGGAACAAUAUGGCUACGGUAUUUCGGCCCUUGGAAAGUCUGCGGAAGCCGCGUCCUUCGCUGCAUCCCGGGGUGAUUGGCUCAGGCUCCGCCUGCUGCCGCUGCACUCUCGGAGCUAAAAGAUACCUACUCACAGAUAACAUUGUGAAAUUAAAGGAAUUUCAACAUAAGAAGGUAGCUAUUGCAUAUAAUCUUCCGAGCACCAAAGAAAUCUAUUUCAGAAACUUGGAAGAGAAGUUGACCCAGAACAGACUCAUCUUGAAGGAAGAGUUGAAAACGCUGCUGCACCUGUGCCAGUCCUCGGAAGAUGUACAACUGGCGAAAGACGUCAUUUACAGGUACCAUGCAGAAAACAGAAAUUUCACGUUGGGGGAGUAUAAGUUUGGACCACUUUUCAUGAGGCUGUGCUACGAGCUGGACCUUGAGGACUCUGCAGUGGAGCUCAUCAGAGACAAGAAUCUACAAGGUUUCUUCCUAGAUUCAACGUCAUUCAAUAUUUUGAUGGAUAUGUUAUUUACCAAAGGCAAAUAUGAAAGUGCGCUGCAAGUGUUGAUCGAAAUGAAAAACCAAGAUGUAAGGUUCGGCAAAGACACCUAUGUCCUUGCUUUUGCAAUCUGCUACAAACUGAAUACCCCGGAGUCGCUUAAAAUCUGUACUACGUUAAGAGAAGAGGCCCUGAUUAAGGGAGACAUUAUCUCCAGGAGAGCAAACUGUUUUGCGGUGGCAUUAGCUCUGAAUCAGAACAAGUUGGGAAAAGCUAUGUCCAUUUUUUCUCAAAUCAUGAAUCCAGAAAGCGUAGCGUGUAUUAACUUAAAUAUCUUAAUCCACAUCCAGUCAAAUAUGUUGGAAAGCCUGAUGAAGAUCUUAGAGGAUGCACUUGACAUAAAUUUAUCGAAAUUUGUAAGAAGAUACACGUUCUCAGAGGAAGUGCUGGCCAAAGUGAGGGAAAAACUGAAGGACAGCCCAGCACUCACAGCCAGAUUUGAUGAAGUAUAUGGGAGGCUGCAUGUAAACAGUCAAAUCAGCAUUUACACCAUGGAUGCUCUGCUCUGUCAAGUCCCCCGGGACAAGAGAUCCAACACAUUGCUGUUAAAGAAGAGGCCAGUCAGCCAUCGGACCUUACAACCUCUCAGCUGGUCCCUGCUGACUGAGUAACUGUUUUCCAUCUCCAUGGUCUGGAGGAGCUGCUUCAAGUGAAUUACUGGCUUCUCCGAGCUGGGCACCUUACUUACCUCUGUGGCACUGUGCUGACACUUGGUCUCCCUAAGUCCUAAGUCCCUUGAGUGGUGGUGUGCUGGUCAGAGAAAUGUGAAGAGCUAGGUCAAGCAGGGGAGCACCAGAGAAAGGCAGCUGCCCCUGUGUCAGAGGCUCCAGAGUAAGAAUCACAGCUCCUAAUGCAGCCCAGUAGAGUGGAGGUCAGUAAGUAACCGCAGGAAGAGUUUCUCCUGGUCUGUUCAACCCUGGCUCACCUUUCAUGGCAGAGGUGACUCACUGGUUGGGGAGAGGUACCUUGAUGAGCUCGAAACCCUCGUCUCCCAUCUUUGGAAGCAGCCAAGGCCUUCCUCAUCUCUGCCAUCAUUAUUCCAUCUGUGAAGUAAUGCUGCCUGUGUGUGCUUGGAUGGUUUCACAUUUCCACUCAAGGUUCAGUAGAGUUAAACUUUCUCUGGAAUGAGAAAUAAAAGGUACCUGCGUAAACUUGGGUUGUAUUUCUUUUCUCAGCAUGUAAACAAAACUAGAAUUUAGCCUUCAGAAAUGGUAAGUAUGCUAAGUUUAAAAUGAUUAUUGCUGUUGUUAUUGGCAAGCCAAAAAUGCCAAUUAAAAACUAUGGAACGCUUAGUUAUCUACUUAAUAUCAUAAAUACUUGGACCUGUGUGUCACCAUG
This is a messenger RNA of Mastomys coucha (southern multimammate mouse), 2035 nucleotides long. RefSeq names its product pentatricopeptide repeat domain 2 (gene Ptcd2). Gene Ontology annotation, molecular function: protein binding; RNA binding. The transcript is spliced from 10 exons. The record is from RefSeq and is a predicted model, not a curated record. The coding region runs from base 16 to 1308 and encodes 430 amino acids. NCBI's taxonomy places the organism in Eukaryota, Metazoa, Chordata, Mammalia, Rodentia, Muridae. Gene Ontology annotation, cellular component: mitochondrion. Gene Ontology annotation, biological process: mitochondrion organization; regulation of mRNA processing; multicellular organism development.